AUGGAGAAGAGCCGGGUGCUGGUGGUGGGCGGCACUGCGUACAUCGGGCAGCGGCUCGUGCGGGCGAGCCUGGCGCAAGGGCACCCGAUGCUGGUGUUGCUGCGGGCGGAGAUCGGCCUGGACAUCGACAAGCUCCAGAUGUUGCUCUCCUUCAAGGCCCAAGGCGCGUGGCUGGUGGAGGCGUCACUGGAGGACCACGCGGGCCUCCUCGCCGCCGUGGCGCAGGGCGACGUGGUGGUCUCGGCCAUGUCCGGGGCGCACAUCCGCAGCCACAACUCACCAAAAGGCGACAUGGGAAGGAUACAUUCAAAUACAUUCUGA
Messenger RNA from Zea mays, 321 nucleotides. RefSeq names its product isoflavone reductase homolog. The transcript is spliced from 2 exons. Bases 1 to 321 code for a protein of 106 amino acids. Lineage: Eukaryota; Viridiplantae; Streptophyta; Magnoliopsida; Poales; Poaceae. The record is from RefSeq and is a predicted model, not a curated record.